AUGUGUUGCAAACUACUUGUCAGAUAUGCUAAGACAGGAUGUACAUCAAUACAAACGAAUUCACCAGACUUUCGAUCAGUAACCAGAACAUCUGAAGUAUGUCCGACACCAUCGACUAUUUGUAUGAAUAAUAUAUUUGACGAAGAAAAUGAAUUGGUGAAUACCAAUACAAAUUGUACAUACGAAAACAAUACCCACCAUGCGAACAUUAUUCCCAAAACUCCUGUUGGUGUAAACACUGUUGUGGAAGCUUUACUAACCACCCAAUAUCCGGAAUCUGUUGUAAAUGAAGCUGAAUAUUGGAAAAGGAAAUUUAACAAUGAUCCUGAAGUGUGGGAUGAUUUCGUUAAAAAUCCGAUCAAUCCAUUGGUUCUAGUAAAAUUGAUCAAUGACUGGUUAACACAUUUAAAGUCUCCUGUUCUGCGUGUACAAGAUUUACUCAGCUUACAACAAAACCCUUUAUUCGAAGAAAAUAUUCUUGAAUCGCUUGAAACUCUUGAGAAACCAGUGGUUUGUUUAAUGAGUCUAUUCGCAAGACUGAUAACCAAUUUACAACCUUUAUGUGAUAUAACAGAAUACCAACUAAUACAACGUGUUUUGAAUUGGUUAUGUCAAAACAAAUCAAAAAAUGCACAAAUGAUAACAUCAUCAAAUGAUUCAAACAAUUUCAAUGCUGGAUUGCCAUAUCAUACAAGAUUCGAUGAUUCAAUGAGAAUAGCCAUUAGAAUUAUGCGUUUUUUAAUUGAUUUUGUAAAACCAAACUGUGGACAAUCAGUUGAAAAGACUGAUUCAUUGUCUUCUUAUUCAUCAUCUACUUACUACUUAUAUUGAUCACCAAUGACACUGGUGACCCAUGACACACUGGUAGUCAAAGUAUCAGCUAUAUGUGGUCAAGGAGAUCAACUCUGAGAUUAUAA
Messenger RNA from Trichobilharzia szidati, 917 nucleotides. The record is from the annotation of a GenBank genome assembly. Lineage: Eukaryota; Metazoa; Platyhelminthes; Trematoda; Strigeidida; Schistosomatidae.